Molecule: messenger RNA, 673 nt
Organism: Bemisia tabaci
Lineage: Eukaryota; Metazoa; Arthropoda; Insecta; Hemiptera; Aleyrodidae
Product: small ribosomal subunit protein eS10
Cellular component (GO): cytosolic small ribosomal subunit
Molecular function (GO): RNA binding; structural constituent of ribosome
Source: RefSeq, a predicted model, not a curated record
UGUUGAUUUCGAGAGUGCCGUUGUUGAUAUUCCCCACUUCACCAUUCAUCUUUCAUGCGCGGCCAUCAGCCUGUUUCUCUGUAAUCUAACGUGGUCGCCGUAAUUUUUCUUAAUAAGUUGACAAAUUCAUCUUCAAGAUGUUGAUGUCAAAAAACAAUAGAAAUUUGAUCUAUGAAACCCUCUUCACAGAAGGAGUGAUGGUUGCCCGCAAGGACUUCCACCCCAAAAAAGACCCAAUCCUUCAGGAACAAAGCAAGAAGUCAGUUCCAAACCUAGAACUCAUCAAGGCUAUGCAAAGCCUUAAAUCCAAAGGCUACGUUAACGAAAGGUUUGCCUGGAGACAUUACUACUGGUACCUGAAUAACAAUGGUAUUGCCUACCUCAGGGAAGUUCUACAUCUCCCACCAGAAAUUGUUCCAUCCACCCUUAAGAAACCACAGAAGUCUGAUGCAACCAGAGCAACACGGUCAGCCAUCUCGAAAGGAGAAGCCAGCCAAGGUGAUGGUGACAAGGGAACAUACAGGAGAAACAUGGACAAGAAAUCUGAUGUUGGACCUGGUAGCUCAAAUCUUGAAUUCCGUGGUGGUUUUGGACGAGGACGAGGCUCUCAUGAUUAAUUGUAUUGUAUUAAUUUACUUUUUUAAUUUGUGUUAAUAAAUUUAUCAACUUUUUA